Molecule: messenger RNA, 5927 nt
Organism: Heterocephalus glaber (naked mole-rat)
Lineage: Eukaryota; Metazoa; Chordata; Mammalia; Rodentia; Bathyergidae
Source: RefSeq, a predicted model, not a curated record
UGCGCGUCCUGUAUCUAUGGAGACAACAACACGGCGGCGCUGUGAGUUCCGCACCGAGUGGCCAGGGAGAAGGUAUUUGUCUUAAAAGACUGAUUUCUCUGGGACAUCGUGGUCAAGGGGCUCCUCCAUCUUCUCAUAGAGCCCUGUGAGACUGUGACUUGGACGUGGUCAAUCAGACCGGAGAUCCCCAAAACAAAGGAGGAACAGCUCUUGCAUUUCUUGGAUUCCAUCUGAGCAUCCACUUUACAACUGAAGGUGCCCAACUCCUACCCAGGCAACCCCAAGCUCCAUCAUGAGGCCUGGAGACAGUGGAGACUGUACUGUGAGCUCUGGUGAAUCAUGCCUGAGUGCCAGCACAACAGCUGUUCCCACCAUCAAUGGCAGCAGCAUGGGCAUGAGUGCUUGUAGCAACAACAUCAGUGCCCAGCCUGCCAGUCCCUUAGACACUCGAGUGUGCUUCCCUAAGAAGCAGGACAGAGUGAAGAAGAGGGUUGUCUGGGGCAUUGAGGUGCCUGAGGAACUGCACUGGAAAGGCUGGGAGCUGGGGAAGGAGACCUCAAGGAACCUGGUUCUGAAAAAUCUCACCUUGAAAAUCCAGAAGAUGAAGUACAGGCCUCCCAAUACCAAGUUCUUUUUCACGGUCAUCCCUCAGCCCAUCUUCCUGAGCCCGGGCAUAACCCUCACGCUUCCUAUUGUCUUCCGGCCUCUGGAGGAGAAGGAGUACACAGACCAGCUGUGGUUGGAGAAAGAAGAGGGGAUGUUCAGUGUAGAACUGAGGGCCACCCUGCCCUACCACAAGCUGGUCUGCCCACCGUGCCUGCAGCUGCCCAUGUGUGCCAUUGGGGACAUAGCCGAGGCCUGGUUCUGCCUGAACAAUGUGGGGGACCUGCCCACCUUCUUCAACUGGGAGUUCCCCAGCCCUUUCCAGAUACUCCCCACCACGGGGCUACUGGAGCCAGGCCUGGCCUGUCGGAUCAAAGUGACCUUUCAGCCCCUCAUAGCUGUCAUCCAUGAAGUUGAGGCCACGUGCUGGUAUGGGGCGGGCAGCAGGCAGAAGAGCAGCAUUCAGCUGCAGGCUAUAGCUAAAUGCACCCAGCUGCUGGUGAGCAUAAGGCACAAGCAAGCGGGGGACCAAGAUGCUGAGGGCUCCCAGAAGCUGUUGCACUUUGGCUCUGUUGCCGUGGGAUGCACCGCCGAGAGGCAGAUCAAGCUGUAUAACCCAUCUGCGGUGAAUGCCCCCUUCAAGAUUGAAAUGGCCCCAGACAUUCUGGACAAAGACCAGGCCUUCUCAUGCUCCAUGGGCCAUGGCAUCGUCCCCCCAGGAGAGAAGAAACUAGUGUCAAUGUUCUUCCAUCCCAAGACCCUGGACAGCAGAGCUGUGGAUUACUUCUCCAUCAUGCCUUCUGGCAGUGCCUCCCAAACCCUGCUCCAAGUUGUUGGUUUCAGUACAGGUCCUGCUGUGUCCCUGCAGCACUACUGUGUCAACUUCAGCUGGGUCAACCUCAGGGAGCGCUCGGAGCAGACCCUGUGGAUUGAGAACCAGUCAGACUGCACGGCCCACUUCCAGUUUGCCAUUGACUGCCAGGAGAGUGUCUUCAGCAUCAGGCCCCACUUCGGGACUCUGGUGGGCAAGACCCGCAUGACCCUGCACUGUGCCUUCCAGCCCACUCACCCCAUCAUCUGCUUUCGGCGAGUGGCCUGUCUCAUCCACCACCAGGACCCACUGUUCCUGGACCUGAUUGGGACCUGCCACUCAGACAGCACCAAGCCAGCCAUCUUGACCCCUCAGCAUCUCACCUGGUAUCGGACACACCUGGCUCGAGGCCUGACACUCUACCCUCCUGACAUCCUGGCUGCUAUGCUGAAGGAGAGGACACUGCAGCGGGGCAGCGAUGGGGCCCUCAUGCUGCCCCCCAAGGACCUGGAGGAAACAAAAGCCCCACAGCACCCCUGUAUCCCCCCCAUGAUGGAGUACUUCGUUGAUGGCACCAGGGACAUGGCCAUCUUUCCCCCGCCCAUCAGUAUAGAACCAGCUGAGGUGGACUUUGGUGGCUGCCCUGGGCCUGAGGCCCCCACCCCUGCCCCCCUGUGCCUGAGGAACCACACCAAAGGCAAGAUUACAGUGGUCUGGACGCGCAGGCCUGACUGCCCCUUCUGGGUGACCCCAGACACCUUUGAUGUGCCCCCACUCAAGUCCAUGGCCAUGCGCCUGCACUUCCAGCCACCUUGCCCCAACUCUCUCUACACUGUGGAGCUUGAGGCCUUCGCUGUCUACAAGGUCCUGCAGAGCUACAACAGUAUUGAGGAGGAUUGCACUGUGUGCCCAUCCUGGUGUCUGAUGGUGCGGGCACGAGGCCACAGCUAUUGUGCUGCCUUGGAGCAUCACGUCCCCCAAUAUUUCCUGGAUGUGCCUGAGCUAUUUCCCGCAGUGUCCUCCGGCAAGCCUUCCUACCGCACCCUGCUCCUGGUCAACAAAGGCUCCAUGCUGCUGACCUUCAGCCUGACCCUCAACAGCAGCUCAGACAUCACCCUGCGGCCCACCUCAGGCCUUGUAGCCCCUGGCACCCACCAGAUCUUCCUCAUCAGCACCUACCCCAAGGGUACCUCCUGGAAGCAGCACAUUUUCUACCUGGAGUUCAAUUUUGGGUCCCAGUACCUCAAGGAGGUGAUCAUGCAGAGCCGAGAGGAGCCACUGCAGCUGAAGCUGGACACCUGUAAAUGUGUCUUCUUCAAGCCCACAUGGGUGGGCUGCUCCUCCACCAGCCCCUUCACCUUCCGCAACCCUUCACGUCUGCCCCUGGAGUUUGAGUGGAGGGUCUCCCAGCAACACCGAAAGACUUUGGCUGUCCAGCCCUCUAAAGGGGUGAUCCAACCCAACGAGAGCCUUACACUGACAUGGAUCUUCAGCCCUUUGGAGGAGACCAAAUACCUGUUCCGAGUGGGGAUGUGGGUCUGGGAAGCUGGCCUGCCCCCAGAUGCCAAGUCCCCUGCCACUACGCACUACAUGAUCCGGCUGGUGGGCUUGGGUGUCACCAGCAGCCUCUCUGCAGAGGCAAAGGAGCUGGACUUUGGGAACCUACUGGUGGACAGCAAGCAGUCCAGGAAUCUGGUGCUCCUGAACGAUGGCAACUGCACCCUCUACUACCACCUGUACCUGGAGCAGCGCAGCCCCGAGGGCCUUGACCAUGAUCCCCCCGCUCUGCAGCUGGACCAUUCCGAGGGGAGCAUGCCGCCUCACUCCCGGGAUACCAUCAGCCUGACCGCCUGCCCCAAGCACAGGUCCCAGUACUCCUGGACCAUCAGCUACUCUCUCCUGUCCCACAGAGAUAACAAGGUUGGUGAGAAGCAGGAGCUGUGUCAUGUCUUCCUGGUGGCCGUGUACCCCUUACUCUCCAUCCUGGAUGCCUGCCCCAUGGGCGGGGCUGAGGGCCUCACCCGCAAGCACCUGUGGCGCCUCUUCUCCCUGGAUACCCUCAAUAGUUACUUGGCCUGUGACCCCACCCCCUGUGAGCUCACCUACAAGGUGCCCACCCGGCACAGUGUGAGCCAGAUCCCCCCAGUCUUUACCCCUCUGAAACUUGACUUCAAUUUUGGGGCGGCACCACUCAAGGUCCAGCCCUCUGUGGUGCUCCUGGCCAUGAAGAACAGUGGAGUGGUGCCCUUGGACUGGGCCUUCCUCUUUCCCAGUGACCAGCGGAUCGGGUUGGAGCCGUGGGCAGAGCAAGUAGAGUUUGACUGCACUGAGCUCCACCAAAUGCGCACCGAGGACAAUCACAUCUUCUCCAUCAGCCCCAAGGCUGGGAGCCUGAGCCCAGGGCAGGAGCAAAUUGUGGAAUUCAAAUACAGCCACCUAUUCAUCGGCACCGAUCGCCUCCCCGUGCUCUUCAAGGUGUCCCAUGGCCGGGAGAUCCUGCUAAAUUUCAUAGGUGUGACAGUGAAGCCGGAGCAGAAGUACGUGCAUUUCACCUCCACCACUCACCAGUUCAUCCCUGUCCCCAUCGGUGACACGCUACCCCCACGGCAGAUUUAUGAGCUGUAUAAUGGUGGCUCAGUGCCUGUGACAUAUGAGGUCCAGACCAGCAUCCUGUCACACAUUCAAGAAAAAAAUUUUGAUCACCCCAUCUUCUGCUGCCUUAACCCCAAAGGGGAGAUCCAGCCAGGCACCACUGCUCAGGUCUUAUGGAUCUUUUCACCCAUCGAGGCCAAGACCUACACAGUGGACGUGCCCAUACACAUCGUGGGAUGGAACUCAGCCCUCAUCCACUUCCGGGGAGUGGGAUAUGACCCCCAUGUCAUGGGGGACACAGCCCUGUUCCACAACAUCUCCUCAUGGGACAACAGCUCCAAGUGCUCUAGGCUGAUGAUUCCUGAACAGAAUGUCUUUCUAUCCCAGUCACAUAUCUCCCUGGGAAACAUCCCUGUGCAGAGCAAGUGUAGACGCCUCCUCUUCCUCAACAACAUCUCCAAGAAUGAGACGGUCAUCUUUGCCUGGCAGCCAAGGCCUCUACACUUUGGGGAGGUAUCUGUGAGUCCCAUGACAGGGGAGGUGGCCCCUGAAGAGACAGUCCCCUUCGUGGUGACUCUGAAGGCCUCAGUGCAUGCCAGCUUCUACAGUGUGGACCUGGUAUGCAAGGUGUACCGGCAGGAACUCAUGAGACGAUACCACAAGGAGCUGCAGGAGUGGAAGGAUGAGAAGGAACGACAGGAGGUGGAGUUCACCAUUACAGACAGGAAAGUGGAGAGCAGAGCAUACUGUACAGUCUGUGACCCUGUAAGGAGGUACAAGACCUUGCCUCCCAUCAUGAACCAGCAGUCUUUCAGCCGGCCAGCCAGUUGGAAUCUGCGGCUCACAAAGGAAGAGACAUCCUGGCCAUGCCCUCAGCCGCCCAUGCCAGACAUGCUCAGCCUGGACCUCACUGCCAGAGCCCAUGCCACCGACUACUUCCUGGCUAACUUUUUCUCAGAGUUUCCCUGCCACUUCUUGCACUGUAGCACUGUUGCAGCCACUCAGAGUAUCCUGACCUACCCCAGGGAUCUUCCAAAGAGGAAGACCCACAGAGAAGAGUCAGAGGCUUCGGAGGAAGACUCCCCUAACAAUGAGAGCCCCGUUUCUAAGCAGAAGAAGCAACUCCUGAUUGACUGCCUCACCACUAUCAUCAGGGGCCUGCUAGAAGAUAAGAACUUCCACGAGGCUGUGGACCAAAGCCUGGUGGAGCAGGUGCCUUACUUCUGCCAGUUCUGGAAUGAGAAGUCAGCCAGGUUCAUGGCCCAAAACAGUCUGUACUCAGUGCCAACUCUGCCUAGGCCCUCCAGCACCUUGGAGGACAGGAAAGGCAAGGAGCAGGAGAAGGAUAAACAAAGAUUGGGGAAGAAGGAAAAGGGGAAAGAGGAGAAGGGAGAGAAGGAAGAGGGGGAGCUGGAGGGGGUAAAUGAGGAAGAAGAGACUGAAGAGGAGGAGGAGCAGGUGACAGAGGAGAAGGACCUGAAGAAGCCCUGGUGGAGGACUGAGCCUGCACCAGAGCUACAGCCCAGUUCCCAGCAGUCCCUGCAGUGGCAAUGGCAGCAGGAUCUGAAAGUCAUGGAGGAGGAGGAGCAAGAACAAGAUGACAAGGAGGCCACUGGAAGGCUACUCGCCUUCGCCAACCUGAGGGAGGCGCUGCUGGAGAACAUGAUCCAGAACAUCCUGGUGGAGGCGAGCCGCGGGGAAAUGAUGCUCACCUCGAGGCCCCGCAUCAUUGCCCUGCCACCUCUCAGCACGCCCAGGACUCUGACCCCAGAUCCGUUGCCGCGGAUGCAGCCAGCGUCGGUAGCCGAACCCGUGGCUGCACGUCUUACUUACUCUGCUGAUGCCCUCGAACAGCCCCUCUGAACUGCCGCCCUAGAUUCUCCCGACCCCUCUCCACCGCCCGGCCAGUAAAGCAUCUAGC